Bactrocera tryoni is the source of this 2730-nucleotide messenger RNA. RefSeq lists its product as uncharacterized. The coding region runs from base 272 to 2191 and encodes 639 amino acids. The record is from RefSeq and is a predicted model, not a curated record. NCBI's taxonomy places the organism in Eukaryota, Metazoa, Arthropoda, Insecta, Diptera, Tephritidae. The transcript has 3 exons.
CGAUUUGACAGCCGAAGCAGCGAACGAAGGCAGAAUUGACUUCGCUUUUGCGCCUUUACAGUUCCGUUUUGGCAACAUAUUCGUGGAUAAAGAAUUAAAGAAGAUUGUACUUCGUGGAACAAAAUUUAAGGCGCGUUUCCUUUCAUUUGCGUUGAUAGUAAUCGAAUUUAUUCUAAUGAAAUUUAAGCACGAAUUGGAGCUCGAUUUAACACUAUUGCAACCCUGGAUACCUAUUAACCCAUUAUAUUUUGUGUAGGGCACGUCAGCGACUAUGAGUUUUUCUUCAAAGGUGCUGUCGAACAUAAAACGUUCAAAUGAUUCAGAAGAGGAUGAAUGCGAUCAGCAUAACGCUUCAUUACUGAAAGUUUUAAAUUCUAUUCCUGCAACAGAAUUUGAUACGCUGGUGGAUGUAAAUCCAAGCGGUGCGGAUUUCAAGGAAGAAUCCGAAACUUGCAUUGAUCCUUUAUUUAACAAUGUGGAAAUUACUUCACAAAAUUCCUACACAUACACAUAUCAGGAUGCUGACAUACUAGAAACUGAUGAAAGUGAGGGUGAUGAUAAUGAAAACAAUGCAACAAGUCAACUUAACAAAAGAAAGCGACGUCAAGAUGAAUUCAGAGGACUUAAUGGGUUUUUAUGGAAAACCGCGAGAACAAAUGGAGCUGAAAACGAAAAGUUUCAAUCUGCACUACAAUUGCUGCAACCUAGAGGCAAAGGGCCCGCCCACACAAUGGGAAGUAUACUGGAAAUGUGGAGUUUACUUCUUGAUGAACAAAUUAUCACUCAAAUUUUGCAUUACACCAACAUAGAGAUAAAGGAAAGGAGAGCGAAAUUGCCACAUCAACGGUUAAUCGAUGCGGUAGAGUUUCGCGCUUGGAUAGGGCUUAAUUAUCUUUGUGGUAUAUUUCGUAAUGCUACUCAUAAUGGACCACUGGACGAAUUAUGGUCAUUGGAGUUAGGAAAUGCUGUAUUUCGCGCCACAAUGCCUCUGAAAAGAUUCAAAUUUAUAUACGAAUGCUUAAGCUUUGGAGAAAAUGACGUAAAUGGAAAGAAAUAUAAUUCCCGGUCAGUAUUGGAUAUAUGGAACAAGUUUUUAGUAAACUGUCGUUCAUAUUAUGCACCAAGUGGUAAUUGUUCCGUUGACGAAGUGCUGAUUAAUUUGACAAAUUCAAGUGAAGAUUCGCAAUUGUUAACGUUAUGCGAUGCAAAGACGCUUUAUAUGUGCAAUGCGAUUCUGCACCCAAAAGGGGCUUAUACGGAACGUGACGUGCUACGACUGGUAUCCGACAUUAAAGGAAGCAAAAGAAAUGUAGUACUUCCGCCAAAAUUUAUUAGCGUAGAACUAACGAAUAAACUGAUGGAAAUGGACUUGUCUGUAGUAGGCAUGUUGCCCAAUAAUGCUUUGGAGCUGCCAGCAGACCACGCGUCGAACAGUGGUUGGCGAAGAUUAUACUCGGAUCAUUGCACAUUAAUAUCAAGUGAAACUUGUCCGGAAAAUUUUUUGGCCAGCGGCAUUCCGAAAACAAUAAAUGUAGAACGUUUAUACAAUUUAAGCUGUAAUGCAUGCAAAACUUACAACAAAGAAUGUUGUACGUAUUCAACGAGACAUACAAUACCAUACAAUGGCGUUCUUUUCUCGGCUAAUUUCUUUCAGAACAUGCUUGACUAUGCCGCAUUAAAUUCAUGGAUACUUUUUGUGCUUUCUUCUAAUGGCGAUAAAAGCAUAAAACAAAGAAACUUCCAACGACAUCUUGGUCUAUAUCUAACACAGCAACAACUUAAACGACAACUUAAUUCGAAUCGUUUAACAUUGCCACAAAAAGUACAAAUCUCCGAAAUUCUGGGUGAGCCAACCGACCAACUAUUCGCCAGCGCCACAAGCGAGGCACAUGGAGAAACUAACUUUAUCUUUUUACAAACAGAUAAAAUGAAAAUACCUGACGGUAUCAAGUUAUUUCCAAAAAAUUUACAAAGUCGUUUAUGUUGCCGAAAGUGUCCCAGUAAAAAUUCGCGAAAAACAAAAACGCGGUGCCAACAAUGCCUACGUCCGCUUUGCCAAAAACAUUUUAUACUGCGUUGCCGGGAUUGUACAGGUGUCCCGGAAACAGUUGCAGCCACAGAGGCAAACAAAUCAGAGACACUUAUAAGUGAAAGUGAUAAUGAGGACGACGGGAAUAAUAACGACCCUUAGUAUAGUAAUUGCAGUAUUAUUUUCGAUAAAUGCGUUUGAAUUUCUUGAUGUGGAUAAGUAGAAAUUAAUGGUCAAUGCAGUUUAUAUUAUAUUUUUUUAUUGGGACUUCACAGUAUCAAAAUCAUUAAAUUAAAGAUUCAAAUUACUUUCUGCAAGCGGUAACUUCUGGCAGUUUUGCUCAUGAUUUGGAAACGGAAAUAAAAGUAGUAGCAAGUCGAUAACAGCGAUUUGUUUACGAGCCAAAUAUCAGCUGAUUGUUAUCGACAAAUAUACACAUAUGAAACGUUUAGAAUUUUGAGAGAAAUGUUUAAAAUUUAGAUCCAAGCUAAAUACACAUGGAAAAAAUAAAUGUGCCUUUGGCUCUAGUGUUUAUUUUGAGGACUGGAAGGACGUACGUGCUUAGAGGCACUACGCUACCUUCCUUUGGUAACACGUUGCAAUGAUUAUAGGAUAAUUAAGGAUCUACCCAAAUCAAAUAAUAAAACCUUAAUUUAAUUCUAUAAUUCCUUAACGUCGAAUUUAAUACUUUUAAAAUAUAU